Molecule: messenger RNA, 3223 nt
Organism: Xiphophorus maculatus (southern platyfish)
Lineage: Eukaryota; Metazoa; Chordata; Actinopteri; Cyprinodontiformes; Poeciliidae
Product: NLR family CARD domain-containing protein 3-like
Exons: 10
Coding region: 369-3137 (922 amino acids)
Biological process (GO): regulation of apoptotic process
Molecular function (GO): protein binding
Source: RefSeq, a predicted model, not a curated record
ACCUGUGCUGUGAGAGGGGGCGGAGCCUCAGGUGGGUCGGGUUCAAGUUCUGCAGAAUCAGGUCCGGUUCUCCAGUCGCUCCGACUCGGUUUGUGUGAACAGAAGGAGAAGCAAAGAUCUGAUCAGAGGAAGACGGCAGAGACAGUGAGGACAACUGGUCACCUGAAAACUAAACACCUGAGCAGGAGUCCAGACGCAUUUCUGGAGGAGCUUUAAUCAGCUGAUGCUAGUGGUACCAGCAACACAACACUGUCCAAUGGCAACAAACAGGAUUUAAAGAUGUUUAAGUUUUCAUUUCAGCCUGAAGGAAAUCUGAUCCUAGAAUGACUGACGAUCCUUAACGGGAACAUAGAAAAACUUGAUAAAAAAUGGCGCAGCAGCAGGAAGUCCAGCAGGAUUUUGAGGAAAAACUUUUCAAAGUUCGCAGUGAGUUUGUGAAGAGAGUUUCUGAGGAAAUCCUGAUUCAGCUCCUCGAUGACCUGGAAACAGACGGUGUCUUUAAUCUUUCGGAGAAACGGGCAAUACUUGAAGGGAACCAAAUAACAGCAAACAAGGCCCGGGAGACCAUAGAUGCUGUGAGGAUGAAAGGACAGAGAGCCUGCAGAUUGAUGAUCAAACGUCUUCACUUUAUAGAUCCUGCCCUGUCCAAUCAGCUGAGUUUGUCCUCUAACUCCUCUGAUUUAGAUUUUGAUGAUCGAUGUCAACAUGACCUCAAAGAGUCUCUAAAGAAUACCUGGGAAUCUAUCUGUGAAGGCAUUGCAGUACGUGGAGAGAAAACAUUUCUGAAUGAUAUUUUCACAGAGCUCUACAUAUUAGAAGGAGGAACUGGAGGGGUCAACCAGGAACAUGAGGUCAGACACAUUGAAACAGCAUCCAGUAAUCAAGGAGCAAAAAUAAAACUGGAAAACAUCUUUGAACCCAACCCUGCUAGAAAGCAACGGAUCAGAACAGUGAUGACCAUGGGAGUGGCUGGCAUUGGGAAAACACUGUUAACACAGAAGUUCACUCUGGACUGGGCUGAAGAUAAAGCCCACCAGAACAUCGACUUCAUAUUUCCAUUUACUUUCAAAGAUCUGAAUAACUUGAAAGAAGAAGCUUUCAGCUUAGUGGAACUGAUUCAUCACUUCUUUGACAAUAUUAAAGAUGCAGGAAUCUGCAGCUUUAAAAAGUUCCAGGUUCUUUUCAUCUUUGAUGGUCUGGAUGAGAGUCGACUUCCUCUGGACUUCAAGAAGAAUCCAGUUCUGACUGAUGUUAAAAAGUCCACUUCACUGGAUGUUCUGCUGACAAACCUCUUCAUGGGGAAACUGCUUCCCUCUGCUCUCCUCUGGGUAACCACACGACCUGCUGCAGCUAGUUUGAUCCCAAAUAAGUCUAUUGACAGGGUCAUAGAGGUCAGCGGGUUCACUGACCCCCAGAAGGAGGAGUACUUCAGGAAGAGAUUCAGAGAUGAUGAAGAGAAGGCCAGCAGGAUCAUCUCCCACAUCCAGAAAUCAAAAACUCUCCACAUCAUGUGUCACAUCCCAGUUUUCUGCUGUAUCACUGCUAAAGUUCUGGAGAAUCUGAUGAAGACCAGAGAGGGAGGAGAGCUGCCCAAGACCCUGACUGAGAUGUACAUAGAGUUCCUGCUGGUUCAACUCACAAUCAAGGAGGAAAAGUAUUUUGGAAAAGCUGAAGAAGAUCCAGAGAACAUAAAGCUGAUUGAGUCUCUAGGAAAACUGGCUUUUGAGCAGCUGCUGAAGGGAAACCUGAUCUUCUAUGACAAAGAGCUCAAAAAAUGCGGCAUCAACAUCAAAGAUGCUGCGUUGUACUCAGGAGUGUUCACUGAGAUGUUUAAAAAGGAGAGAGGGACGCGCGACAUCUCAGUCUAUUCCUUUGUUCAUCUGAGCAUCCAGGAGUUUCUGGCUGCAGUCUACAUGCUCCACUGUUUCACCAGCAGGAGGAAAACAAAAAUGAUCAAAACAUUGUUGGGAAAAUGUUAUUUUUUCUUAUCUUUGCAUAAUUUCAUGAAGAAAGUCAUGGAGAAAUCCCUCCGCAGUAAAAAUGGCCACCUGGACCUGUUUGUCCGCUUCCUUCAUGGUCUCACUGUGGAGUCCAACCAGAGCCUUUUAGGAGGCCUGCUGGGUAAGACAGAGAACAGUCCAGAAACCACCCAGAGAAUCAUCACCAACCUGAAGAAGAUGAACACUCAUAAAAUCUCUCCUGACAGAAGCAUCAACAUCUUCUACUGUCUGGUGGAGAUGAACGACGACUCGUUUUAUCAGGAAAUCCCAAAGCUGCUGGAUUCAGGGAAGCAGCUCUCAGAGACUGACUGUUCAGCUCUGGCCUUCAUGCUGCAGGUGUCAGAGGUUCUGGAUGAGUUGGACCUGGAGAAGUACAACACAUCAGAAUCAGGACGACAGAGACUGGUUCCAGCUGUGAGGAACUGCAGAAAGGCUCGACUUGGUGGCUGUUCGCUUGAUAAGGAUGAAUGUGAAGUUUUGGCCUCGGCUCUGAAGUCCAACCCAGAUCUGACUGAACUGGAAAUAAAUGACAUUAACAUACAUGGAGGUGGAACCUUUGGAGACUCUGAUCUGAAGCCUCUGGUUGAGAUCCUGGAGAGUUCAGUCAGUAAAGUGAAGAUUCUGAGAUUGGAGAAAUGCAGUUUAUCAGAGACCAGCUGGACUUCUCUGUUCUCAGCUCUGAAGUCCAACCCGACCCAUCUGACAGAACUGAACCUGAUCGGAACCAACCUGGAAGAUUCUGUAGUGAAGGAGCUCUGUGGUUUUCUACAGACUGAAGGCUGCAGACUGGAGACAUUGAGAUUGAAGUUCUGCAGUUUGUCAAAGAUCAGCUGUGAUGAUUUGACCUCAACUCUGAAGUCCAACCCGACCCGUCUGACAGGACUGGACCUCGGAGGAAACAACCUGGGAGAUUCUGGACUGAAGGAGCUCUGUGGUUUUCUACAGACUGAAGGCUGCAGACUGGAGAUAUUGUUUUUGUAUCACUGCAGGUUGUCAAAGAUCAGCUGUGAUGAUUUGGCCUCAGCUCUGAAGUCCAACCCGACCCUCCAUCUGAAACAUCUGAACCUGAGAUACAACAACCUGAAGGAUUCAGAUGUUCAGCAGCUGAAGGAUCUUGUAGAGACUGUAGAGAUCUGAUCUCUGUAAAGUAGAAAAUGGUCUCAGUGUCCUGCUGAUCCUCAGAGGUUGAAGCUGCAGCAGUUUGAGUCUAAAGAGACUCUGAC